Molecule: messenger RNA, 4395 nt
Organism: Oryzias latipes (Japanese medaka)
Lineage: Eukaryota; Metazoa; Chordata; Actinopteri; Beloniformes; Adrianichthyidae
Gene: sec63
Product: SEC63 homolog, protein translocation regulator
Biological process (GO): post-translational protein targeting to endoplasmic reticulum membrane; SRP-dependent cotranslational protein targeting to membrane
Cellular component (GO): Sec62/Sec63 complex
Molecular function (GO): transmembrane protein transporter activity; RNA binding
Source: RefSeq, a predicted model, not a curated record
UACACCACGUACACCGAUGCAUCGGACUACUCUCCCUAGAUGCUAGCUGGCUCGCUAACGGGGCUGUCAGGUCUAAACGCAUCGGCUCUGAAGGGGGAAGCGCCGCUGUGGAGAAGAAGCAGAAGGGGGUACCGAGCGCCGCUACGAAAUGGCCGGCCAACAGUUCCAAUAUGACGACAGCGGCAACACAUUUUUCUAUUUUCUCACGUCCUUCGUCGGACUCAUUGUAAUCCCGGCCACAUAUUACCUCUGGCCGCGGGAUCAGAAUGCUGAACAACUGCGCCUGAAGAGCCUGCGGAGAGUGCAUGGCAGGUGUCUGUGGUACCGCCUCCGGCUGAUGAAAUCUCAGCAGAGCUUCGUUCCAACACUAAAGAAAGCAGCCUUAUUAUUUGGGUGGGCUGUGUUCCUGCUGCUAGCCUACAAAGUGUCUAAGCUGGACAGAGAGUACCAGGAGUACAAUCCUUAUGAAGUCCUCAACCUGGACCCGGGUGCAACUUUGUCAGAAAUCAAGAAGCAGUACCACGCUCUGUCUCUGAAGCACCAUCCCGACAGAGGUGGUGACGAAACCACUUUUAUGACGAUCGCCAAAGCCUAUUCUGCUCUGACCAAUGAGCAGUCUCGGCUGAACUGGGAGCAGUAUGGUAACCCUGACGGUCAAGGAGCCACCAGCUUUGGUAUUGCUCUGCCUGCUUGGAUAGUUGACCAGAAGAAUUCAAUGCUGGUGCUGCUGGUGUAUGGACUGGCCUUUAUGGUGAUCCUCCCUGUAGUAGUGGGGACGUGGUGGUACCGCUCCAUCCGAUACAGUGGCGACCAGAUCCUCAUCAACACCACCCAGUUGUUCAUGCACUUCAUGUACAAGACGCCAAAUAUGAACAUGAAACGUUUAACGAUGGUGCUAACUGCAGCCUUUGAGUUCGACCCUCGCAGCAACAAAGAGGCAACCAUAAGACCCACAGAUAAUGUGGAAGUUCCACAGCUGAUCCGCGAGUUGGGCAACAUCAACGUGAAAAAGAAGGAGCCUCCGUUCUGUUACCCCUACAGUUUGAAGGCUCGGGUAUUGUUGCUAUCCCAUCUUGCGCGCAUGGACGUGUCAGAGGAACUGGAGGAAGAUCAAAGGUUUGUGGUGAGGAAGAGCCCAGCUCUUCUUCAGGAGAUGAUCAAUGUGGGCUGCCAGCUCACCAUGAUGGCCAACAGCAGAGGAGGUUUCCAUGCUCCUCGACUGGUCACCAUCGAGAACUGCAUGAAGCUGACUCAGAUGACGGUGCAAGGCCUGCAGGAGUCCAAGUCGCCGCUGCUGCAGCUUCCUCAUUUUGAGGAGGAGCACCUGCGCUACUGCAUUUCAAAGAAGUAUAAGGUGCGAACUCUACAGGACCUCGUGAGCCUGAAGGACUCAGACAGACGCAGCAUGCUGCGUUUCCUGGGGGAGGAGAAGUACGAUGAGGUCAUGGGUGUCCUGGGCAGUUUUCCUAGCAUCACCAUGGAAACCAAACUACAGGUUCUUGAUGAUGAAGACAGCCAUAACAUCACAGCGGGCUCAAUUGUCACAGUAACUGUCACUUUAACCAGAAAGCGGAUGGCUGAUGUGUUUGAAAAAGAGCAAGAGUCAGCAUCGUGUCAAGGAGAAGAGGGUGCAAACACAGAGGAAGCGCAAGGAGAUGCCAACAAAUCCAAAACCAAAGUGUGGCAAAACAAAAGUAAAGGUGCAAAGAAGACAGCCAAGUCCAAAAGGAAAAAGCUAACAAAGAAGAAGGCCACCCCUGCUCCUGCCAAAACCAAGCAGGCGAAUGGCAGUGUAACAGGAAACGAGCUUACAAAUCCACCAACUACAACGACCUCAACAGCAGCGCCAGCAGGAAAAGAGGAAGAUGAUGACGUCUCGGAUAAAGGCAGCGAGUCAGAUGAGGCCGAAGUCAAUAAAGAUUCUCACAGCGAGAGAGACGAAGAUAGCGACAAACACAGCGACACAGAAGUUGAUGAAAUAGCGGGCGACGACGAAGAGGAGUGGGAGGCCUUGCAGCAAAGCAUCCAGCGGCGAGAGCGAGCGCUGCUGGAAACAAAGUCAAAAGUGACACAUCCAGUCUAUAGCCUCUACUUCCCCGAAGAGAAGCAGGAGUGGUGGUGGCUGUACAUCGCAGACCGCAGAGAUCAGACGCUCGUCUCUAUGCCUUACCAUGUCUGCACACUCAAAGACACAGAAGAGGUGGAAUUAAAGUUUCCAGCUCCGUCUAAAACUGGAAACUACCAGUACUCUGUUAUCCUCCGUUCGGAUUCGUACCUAGGUUUGGACCAGAUCAAGCCUCUGAAGCUGGAGGUCCAUGAGGCCAAAGCCAUGCUCGACAACCACCCACAGUGGGACAUCCCUGACACGGAGGAAGAGGACGAAGAGCAGGAGGACAGCGACGGCAUCGAGGAGAGCGAGGACGAGGACGAAGAUGACUGAAAAGCAGAGCGCGCUCUAAACCCCCCCUCCCUCGGACUGGCCACCCAUUCACUAGUGACGAGAAGUUGUGCCUGCCAAAAUAAAAAAAACAACCCACAAUAAAUCACCUGAGAGAGUUUCUGCACACAUAGCCCUCACCAUCUCACCGUAACAAUGUGACAAACUGUGGCGACUCAAUAAUUUCUCUUUUUUACAGAGACUUGUUCGAUCUUGCUACAAGCAGAAGGCAUUUCUGUCAAUACUAACAGGGCCUGGUUGUGUGAGUGGGUGUAUAAGUGAGUGAGUGUGUGUAAAUAGUGUAUUGUGUGUCUUUGUAAAGGUGCGAGAAAUGGCUACACUGUGGACUGGAGGACCUAUUAUGGUAUGGGCUCUUUUCUUGAGGGAGUGGAUGUGGAAAAGCGGAUUUUUCAAAUUUAGCUAGAAGGAUCUCUGUACGGAGGUCAGCACUCUGGUUUUUAAAUCCCUGAUCCUUAUGUUUAUACGCCGAAUCCAGAGAAGUGAACUUAAGUGUUUUAGGAAAAUUUGGAGUCAACUUUGAAACAUCUCUCCUUUCUGUGAAAAGGGGCAGAGUGCAGUUUUUUUUUUUGUUCCGUUUCCACUGUUCCCCUGACUUUAAACUGCAUACGUAGUUGAACUCCCCGUUUGCUACAGGGAUGAUCUCUAAUCGGUUGUGUUAACAUUUUCAUGUUUUUCCCCUCCUUUCUCCGAAAGACACCUGUGUGUUGACAGCAGGUGGAUUCUGAUAUAAAGUGUGACCUCAGGUGUUCCUGGGGGAGCGCGGAAAAUAUGCAGUGUUAAGAUGUGCUGACUUCAGAGUACUACUUCAUAUAUGCGACAUAAAUACAACCCAUCAAGUCUAAAGGUUUGUAAACUUGUGGUUCUUUAGAGAUGCGAUUUCCUUUGUUUCCCUCCUAUCAGUGAAUUUUAUAUUUUUCCUGUUAUUUGUAGCACAUUCCAAUGUAAACUCAUUGUUCAACAAAGCCUUACAGAUAGAACUGAAGUCCUGCUGCUUAUGAGCUGUUGGGCGGCAGUCACAUGAGAGAGGGAUCACAUCUUUAUUUUAUGUUUUUUGAUUUAAAUUCGACCUUUUUCUGCAGCAAGCUCUGAAGUGCAUAUCGCUCUUUAUGCCACCACAAAUCAAAGUUCAGCUAUUUUGACAGUUUAUUGGGAAUUGUGACUUUGUUGCAGGGAUAUAGUUUUUACCUAUUUAAAGUAACAAGCGGUGUAUAAUUCUUUUUUUUUCUUUUUUGUCCCUUUUUUUUCUUAUUACAUGUAGAAACACUUCAGUUUGUGAUGGAAAUCUGAUAAGUUUUCCCAUUUGUAGGAAUCCAAGGCAAAUAUGACAAAACAAAAAGAAAACCUUUUUUUCUGCAACACAAGUCUUGUUUUUUUUGCAUUUUUACUUUUUUCUUUUUUUAAAUAUAUAAAUCUAUUUGUCAGAUUGGGCAGAUCAGAGCUUCCAUAUGUAUGUGUGGGUUUUCACUCUGUUGAUGACCAGGCAGUUUCAGCUAUUACAAAUAUAUAUAUAUAUAUCUUUCAUAAUUAGUAUCUGAACAUUUUAAGUCAUUUUUUUUGUGUUUGGGAGACAUUACACUUUGACCAGACAACAUGUUUUAAAUAAUGCCCUCCUGUUUUUGACCCUGAGCCCACAUUUAAUUCUGAAUUCUGAUUAUUGUUCUGCAAUCGAAUGUAGCAUCAGCAAUUCAUGACAAAACCCAGAGGUUUUUCAGGAGGUUAGAAACCUUUUCCAAGCGAUGGGCCUUCAGGCCACUUCAGUUCAGAGAAGCACCCAAAUGAAUCUGCCACUUUUGUUUACAAAGGAACUGUCAUUGUAAAUGGAAAAAAUAUAUAUAUAUAUAUAUUAUUUGUAUUUAAAAUCAUUUCAAAUAAAAACUCUCAAAUGAAGUGGCUUGUUUUGACUCUGGAUAGGUUUGCAAUAAAUGUUGUUAAAGUGA